Molecule: messenger RNA, 1787 nt
Organism: Fundulus heteroclitus (mummichog)
Lineage: Eukaryota; Metazoa; Chordata; Actinopteri; Cyprinodontiformes; Fundulidae
Exons: 6
Coding region: 55-837 (260 amino acids)
Biological process (GO): negative regulation of T cell proliferation; positive regulation of T cell proliferation; cellular response to lipopolysaccharide
Cellular component (GO): external side of plasma membrane
Source: RefSeq, a predicted model, not a curated record
CUGGAGCUGAUGUGUUGCUGACUCUCCUCCUCUGUCUCCUCUCACAGGGAGAAGAUGAUCUGCAGGAUCCUGCUGCUCAUCAUCCUCAACUCAUGUCUCUGUGCAGCAACAUUUGUAGUGAAUGUGACACAGAGCUCCUAUCAGGCAGAGGAGAACCACAGCAUCACUCUGGAGUGGACCUUCACCACCAGACCUGAUGAACCCUGGAGAGAUCUGUUCAUCUACUGCUGCUCAUUAACUCCUAGGAAAGAAUUAGUCCUUUAUCAGGUCCAUGAUGGUGUUGAGGUGUCAGAGUCUCAGGAUGAACAGUUUUCAGGACGAGUCCAGAGUGACAAAGACGUCCUCAGAGAAGGACGAAUCAGACUCCAUGUGUCCAGACUGAGGACUGAAGACUCUGGUCAGUAUUACUGUGAAGUGAAGACUGAUGAUGGUUCUGGUUCUGCAGGGACCAGGAUCACAGUCACUGACCCAAACUUUGUUAAAAUGACGACAACAGAACCGGUUCCUGAUAGAAACAUCACCACUCCAGCCACAAAGCAGGAGACCAUCAGUACCGGAACCCGGUCCAGGCUGCCUCUGUGUUUUGCUGUUAUUUCCUUCAUUUCUCUGAUUUCACUUUUCAUCUUCAAACAUAAAAUGGGCAAGAAAUUUAAAGAGAAACUCUCCACCUUGGAGUGUGGAUGCCUUGUUCAAGAGCAGUUCUGUGUUCAUGUAGAUAGGAGCUCCAUGAGGUCUUCUCUCCUGCAGAUUUCUGAGGGCUCGGAUUCAAACCAGCAACUGCAGCAUCAAGGAAACCCUGGAGAAGAGCCGAGCCUUCAGUCAGAGGACCAUGGAUGAUGGGUCCAGAGAGACUCGUGAUUUCUCUGCACCUUUAUUUCUUUCAUCAGCUCUGCAGUCCGUCUGUUUCUCAGCAAAUGUUGGAGGACUUUAACCUAAAACAGCAGAAGACCUGCUGCUUGUUUGACUCUGGACUCUGUUGUUGUUCUGCUGGAGCGCCCCCUUGUGGUCGCUGCAUGACUCUGCAGGAAUCCCCCAAACUUUGAGACCAAGCAGUUCUGGAUUUAUCUUCAAGAAGGGGAAAAAAAUAAGAGUUUUAGACCAAAAAAGAAACUAAUUUUGUGUAAACAGAGCAGCUAUUUUUAUGAUGUUGAUUUAACAUUUGUGUGAAACUGAUCUGGUAUCAUGUUUAUUUUGAUGUUUUAGUUUUUAAGCCCAUAUCUAAAUACAUGUUGAACAUGUUUGAACUGUGAACGUUGCCAGAAGACUAUCUGUAGAUCAGAGUCAGCUGUAGAGUGUUAGGAAGAAAUAUUUUAAAUCCUUAUCUGGACGUGUUCUUGUAGAAGAUGUGCAGUAGGGAUGUUAUAGUUGUUUUUUUUAUAAAGCUGGUCAGUAACAGCUGCUGAGCACUGUGGAACCAAAGCUAAAGUCAAACAGCCUGGAUUAUUGGCUGAUUUCUUAAACUGAUGUAUUUUGCUGCUUGAACCUGGAAGCACUUUAACUGAGACCCAAUGAUGUUAGUUAUUCACUGACAGUUAAAACUACAGAGAAUGAGAAAAUGUGUAAAAGCUCAGAGUAAUAGUUCACAUCCUGUCACUAAGCAGAGCUUUUAUUUAUUGUAAGUGAACCACGGGUUUAUUUAUGCUUUAUUUCAACAUGAUGGAUUCUUUGCUACCUCCUUCUGUUCAUUUAUUCCAUUACAGAAAAACCUUGUUACCACAAAGAAUAAAACCAGCAAUAAUGUCUUUUACUUAGAUAUUUAUUUACACACUACUGCAUAUUUAUUAAAA